CGGCGGCGGCUCGGCGAGGGGAAGGGCGAGAGCGGCAGCCGGAGCGGGGGGGACCGCGGGGCUCCGCCGCUCCCGCCGCCGCCGCCAUGGCGGGCGCGGCCCCGGCCCCGCACCGCGACCAGGACCACGACCAGGACGCUUCGGCGGCGGCGGGCGAGCGGCCGCACCUCUCGGCGGCGGCGCUGGCGAAGAUUGAGCGGAACCGGCAGCGGGCGCUGGCACUGCGGCAGGCGCGGCUGGCGGCCCGGCCCUACCCUGCCGCAGGCGGCGGCGGCGCGCGGGCGCGGGCCCUCCCCAAGGUCGUGGACACGGGAGGGGGAUUCUUCCUGGAACAGGAGGAGGAGGACGAGGAGAAGAAGGAAGAGCCCGGCGCCGGCGAGAAGAUCGUGCACACACCCGCACCCGUACUAGAAUUUGACUAUCUCAUCUGUGGAGACUGUGGCAAAGAAUUCAUGGACUCCUACCUUAUGCAGCACUUUGAUUGGGCAACAUGUGAUAAUUGCAGAGAUGUUGAAGAUAAACAUAAGCUUAUAACAAGGACAGAAGCAAAAGAAGAGUAUCUCCUUAAAGACUGUGACUUAGACAAGAGGGAACCGGUGCUCAGAUUCAUUGUGAAGAAAAACCCUCAUAAUUCACGAUGGGGUGAAAUGAAACUUUAUUUAAAACUGCAGGUAAUCAAGCGUUCACUUGAAGUGUGGGGUAGCGAAGACGCAUUGCAAGAAGCAAAGGAGCUCCGCCGUGACAGCAGAGAGAAGAUGAAACAGAAGAAGUUUGAUAAGAAGGUUAAAGAACUGCGCCGAGCUGUGAGGAGUAGUUUGUGGAAGAAAGCAGCUACUAUCCAUGAGCAUGAGUACGGACCAGAAGAAAACAUAGAUGAAGACACAUAUAAAAAGACAUGCACUGUAUGUGGCCAUGAAUUAACUUACGAGAAGAUGUAGUGUUAAUCUGGGUUUUGGGGUUUUUUUGGUGAUUUGGUUUUUUUGUUUUGUUUUUAAUGGUAUUUUGUAUUAAAGUCAAAUAAAUGCUAAUUAUGACCAAGCUGUUGCCAAA
Pipra filicauda (Wire-tailed manakin) is the source of this 1050-nucleotide messenger RNA. RefSeq names its product XPA, DNA damage recognition and repair factor (gene XPA). The transcript is spliced from 6 exons. The record is from RefSeq and is a predicted model, not a curated record. The coding region runs from base 87 to 938 and encodes 283 amino acids. NCBI's taxonomy places the organism in Eukaryota, Metazoa, Chordata, Aves, Passeriformes, Pipridae. Gene Ontology annotation, biological process: nucleotide-excision repair involved in interstrand cross-link repair; base-excision repair; nucleotide-excision repair, DNA damage recognition. Gene Ontology annotation, cellular component: nucleotide-excision repair factor 1 complex. Gene Ontology annotation, molecular function: damaged DNA binding.